Messenger RNA from Arvicanthis niloticus (Nile rat), 1141 nucleotides. It is a transcript of the gene Tldc2, whose product is annotated as TBC/LysM-associated domain containing 2. Gene Ontology annotation, cellular component: nucleus. Gene Ontology annotation, biological process: response to oxidative stress. NCBI's taxonomy places the organism in Eukaryota, Metazoa, Chordata, Mammalia, Rodentia, Muridae. The record is from RefSeq and is a predicted model, not a curated record.
GCCAGGCCCAAGGACUACACCCUGUCCUAAGCUGAGACAGAAUGAAAGGCCGGCAAUGGCGGUACACGCAGCUGCCCACAGAGAUGGAGGACACACUCUCUGGGGAGGAAGGUGAGGAGGAGGAAGAGGAGGAGCCAGCCCCAGCCCCAGCUUCCCAGGACCCUGUGGAGCCUCAGCUGACAGAAGCCAGCCAGGUCCUAGGUGCCUCAGAGAUUAAGCAGCUCAGCCUCCACCUGCCCCCAAGAGUCACUGGCCACCCCUGGAGUCUAGUCUUCUGCACGUCAAGGGAUGGCUUCAGUCUGCGGAGACUAUACCGACAGAUGGAGGGUCACAGUGGGCCAGUACUGCUGCUGCUGAGAGAUCAGGAUGGACAGAUGUUUGGUGCCUUCUCCUCCUCAGCGCUCCGACUCAGCAAAGGCUUCUAUGGUACCGGAGAGACAUUCCUCUUCUCCUUUUCGCCACAGCUAAAGGUCUUUAAGUGGACAGGACACAACUCUUUUUUUGUGAAAGGAGACCUGGACUCACUCAUGAUGGGCAGUGGAAGUGGCCAGUUUGGGCUGUGGCUGGACGGAGACUUGAACCAUGGUGGAAGCUACCCCUGUGCUACCUUUAACAAUGAAGUGCUGGCCCGGCGGGAGCAGUUCUGCAUCAAGGAGCUGGAGGCCUGGGUUCUGAGCUGACACCUCCCAGGACCACUCACACAGGGCAACCAUUCUGCCCAACUCAGGAUGGGGAAGAAGCCUCAUGAGGACUGUGGCUUUCAGCCAGCCUCCUUAUGGCUUCAAAACCCAAGGACAGGGGCAGCCACUGUCCUUCAGCAGAGCUGAUUAUAAGGUGUGAAAGACACUGACAGAAGCAGCUUUAUAGGAUUUGACAAUCCCUAGAAGACCAAAAAGCAAAACAAAACAGAUAAAAAAAAAAUCCUACCCCCUCCCAUAACAUCUUCAUAUUCUUUCAGUCAAGUCGGGUGUGUACACGCAUUCACCAAAAGCAUGCACGCACGCGUGCGCGCGUGCACACACACACACUCAAAUGUGCACACUUCUUUCGUGUUUUAGAUUCAUUUUACUUGAAGAAUUCUGUUGAACCCAGAAGUCUGGGCUCCGCUUCUAAAAACUGAUUAAAGAGAAACAUCAGUUAC